AGAGAGAGAGAGAGAGAGGGAGGGAGACAUGCAGCUGCCCAGCGAGACUUUAAGUGAGGAGGGUUAGUGAAGUAGUCCUGCUUGGCAGCCUGUCGCCACGGUAGCACACAGACCCGGAUCGCUGUGGCAAACGUGUUGGCACGGAAACCACGCGGACUUGGAUCAGAAGGACCUCCCCCUGACUCGACCCGGACACAGAUGGCAUUCUGGGCUGGCCGUGCUUCCGCUUCUCUCACACUCAUCCUCGCAACAUCCCUUGUUCUUUUUCACCUUUCGUCGUCUCUCUAUUUAUGUCUCCACCGAGGAUGCUGUCACUCUGAUCUUCGCUACCGGCGUCCGCGGGUCUUCUAACACCUCUUCCCUCUGUCCCUGUGUGUGUGUGUGUUUCAUUCUAGUGCCCUUUAGACUGAAGCUGUCUGCCGUGCGGUGUGUUCUGAACUAAAAAAACACCUGUCAGUCCUGCAACCUGCUAAACAGAUGGACUGACAAAGAGACAAAGAGAAGAGAGAGAGAACGAGAGAGAACGAGAGAGAACGUGGUUCAGGAGCAGUAGCAUGUAGGCACCACACACUACACCCCACACACAGAGUGAGAGGCUGCUGGUGUUGUGUGGCAUUGCCGUGUUUAUGCCGUACAGCGUGGUGUGUCAUCAGGCGUAGUGGGCGUUCGAUGCCCUCGUCUGGGUUUAGUGAGCAGGACUCGACCGGACCGAGUGUGGCUUGGGUUCAGGGGGAACGUCGGGAGAUCCGCUGUGCCGUGUGCUGAUUGGCUGACUGGCCCCGGCCGUGUCCAGCCCCUUGGGGCCUCGUUCUGGUCUGGAGCCCCAUGUGGGCCCCGGCGGGCGAGACCAGGCUUGGAGAUGACGCCCUGCCCUCGGUGCUCAUAGCAGCCUGGUGGGCCCUCAUGGCUCAGGAAGUAUCCUGCAGAAGCCCCGCCUCCCCCGCGACGGCCCGCCGCCGCCCCGCCCCUGCUGCCUCCGCCCCGCCCCCGCCGUCCCGGCCCCACCUCCACGGCCUGCGGCAGGCCUGCUCUCCGGUAGGCUCCCCAGGUCGCCGGGCCUUCUGGACGCUGGCGCUGUGCGUGUCUCUCGGUCUGCUGCUGUCCUGGUCGUCCAACCGUGUCCUGCACUGGCUGGCGUUCCCCACGCACACGUGCGUGCACAUGGAGUGGGCGCGGCAGCUGGACUUCCCCACCGUCACCAUCUGUAACAACAACCCGGCACGUCUGCCUCGCCUCACCAAGAGCGACCUGUACUUCGCUGGACACUGGCUGGGCCUACUGGAGGCGGACCGCGCCGCGCGGCCCCUGGUUCUGGACCUUCUCCAGGACGAGCGUAGGGUCUGGUUCAGCAAGCUGGCCGACUUCAGUCUGUUCCUGCCGCCGCGCCGCUUCGAGGGCACCAGCCUGGAGCUCCUGGACCGUCUGGGACACCAGCUGGAUGACAUGCUCCUCGCGUGCAAGUACCGCGGAGAGCCGUGCGGAGCGCAUAACUUCUCCACCGUGUUCACACGCUAUGGGAAGUGUUACAUGUUCAAUGCUGAUGAGGAGGGGAAGAGUCUAAGGACAACCAUGAAAGGAGGAACAGGCAACGGACUGGAGAUCAUGUUAGACAUCCAGCAAGACGAGUACCUCCCUGUGUGGGGGGAGACAGAGGAGACAGCAUUUGAGGCUGGCGUCAGGGUGCAGAUCCACAGCCAGGCGGAGCCUCCCUUCGUGCAUGAGCUUGGGUUCGGCGUAGCGCCUGGCUUCCAGACCUUCGUAGCCACACAGGAGCAGAGGCUGACCUACUUGCCCCCUCCGUGGGGUGAGUGUGUGUCAGGGGCCCCAGACUCGGGCUUCUUCCAGGUGUACAGUGUGACGGCCUGCCGCAUUGACUGUGAGACGCGCUACAUCGUGGAGAACUGCAACUGUAGGAUGGUGUAUAUGCCAGGAGACUCUCCAUAUUGUACUCCUGAACAGUAUAAGGACUGUGCUGAGCCUGCCCUCGCUGCCCUCUCUGUGGCAGAGGGAAACAGCUGCGUGUGCAGAAACCCGUGCAACAUGACUCGCUACAACAAGGAGCUCUCCAUGGUCAGGAUUCCCAGCAAAACCUCGGCACGCUACCUGGAGAAGAAGUUCAACAGAUCAGAGAAGUACAUCACGGACAACAUCCUUGUCCUGGACGUCUUCUUUGAGGCCCUGAACUAUGAGACCAUCGAACAGAAGAAGGCGUAUGAGAUAGCAGGACUGUUAGGAGAUAUUGGUGGUCAGAUGGGUUUGUUCGUUGGUGCCAGCAUACUGACAAUCCUCGAGCUGUUUGACUACGUGUACGAGGUGAUGAAGGAGAGACUCCUGGAUCUUCUGAGGCGAGACGAGGAGGAGGGGAGUCAAAGAGAAGACGUGAGGGCCUGUGACACAGUGGUGAACCACUCUGAGACGAUAAGCCACACAACCAGUGUCCCCUUACAGACUGCCCUAGGGACACUGGAGGAGAUUGCUUGCUGAGUGCGCUGCCCCUCCGCACCACAGGGGGACGCCGCCGUAUCUGCCUCCCUUUACAUACUGGCAGGAGUGGCGUCUGGGACGAUGAAGAGAAAAAGUUGGGAAGGAAAAAAUAUUUCUGUAUUUCUGACCAUUAAAACACAGACGCUACAACAGACGGAGACAACUCCAGCUAUGAAGAAGAGCAGGAUGCAGAAUUCUUCACACACACACACACACACACACUCACAUACACAUACACUCACACACACACACACACACACGCGC
Messenger RNA from Electrophorus electricus (electric eel), 2748 nucleotides. RefSeq names its product acid-sensing (proton-gated) ion channel 2 (gene asic2). The record is from RefSeq and is a predicted model, not a curated record. NCBI's taxonomy places the organism in Eukaryota, Metazoa, Chordata, Actinopteri, Gymnotiformes, Gymnotidae. Gene Ontology annotation, biological process: sodium ion transmembrane transport. Gene Ontology annotation, molecular function: ligand-gated sodium channel activity. Gene Ontology annotation, cellular component: plasma membrane.